Molecule: messenger RNA, 908 nt
Organism: Schistocerca serialis cubense
Lineage: Eukaryota; Metazoa; Arthropoda; Insecta; Orthoptera; Acrididae
Gene: RpS3
Product: 40S ribosomal protein S3-A
Exons: 4
Coding region: 126-860 (244 amino acids)
Biological process (GO): positive regulation of apoptotic signaling pathway; translation
Cellular component (GO): nucleus; cytosolic small ribosomal subunit
Molecular function (GO): RNA binding; structural constituent of ribosome
Source: RefSeq, a predicted model, not a curated record
GGACAAUCACAAGUAGACCUCUUUGCUCAAAAAUUAUUAUCUUUGGUGUUUGCAUUAUCUCUGGUAUACAGCGUGUUCCGGAAAGCCCCGAUAGGUUUUAAGUCCUUUACUGCUAUACUUUAGACAUGGCGGUGGUUCCCAUAUCGAAGAAAAAGAAGUUCGUUGGAGACGGCGUAUUUAAGGCCGAAUUAAAUGAGUUCCUUACGCGAGAACUCGCUGAGGAUGGAUAUUCCGGCGUGGAGGUUCGUGUCACACCAACGCGUACGGAGAUCAUCAUUAUGGCAACAAGAACACAGAACGUUUUGGGCGACAAGGGUCGGAGGAUACGAGAAUUGACGUCCGUUGUUCAGAAAAGAUUUAACUUUCAAGACCAGUCAAUUGAACUCUAUGCAGAGAAGGUGGCGACUAGAGGGCUUUGCGCUAUAGCACAGGCAGAGUCCCUUCGUUACAAGCUGAUUGGAGGUCUCGCUGUUAGGAGGGCAUGUUAUGGUGUUCUGCGGUUCAUCAUGGAAAGUGAAGCCAAGGGAUGUGAGGUGGUGGUAUCUGGAAAGCUGAGAGGUCAGCGGGCAAAGUCCAUGAAGUUCGUUGAUGGUCUCAUGAUUCACAGUGGAGAGCCUACGAAUGACUAUGUCGAUACUGCUACUCGCCAUGUGUUACUGAGACAAGGUGUGCUUGGUAUAAAAGUUAAGAUUAUGUUGCCUUGGGAUCCCAAUGGCAAACGUGGUCCCAAGAAACCUCUGCCAGACAAUGUUUCUGUUGUGGAACCUAAAGACGAGUUGCUGCCAACCUCACCAUCUAGUGAGAUCAAAGCUGCGAAGCCGGAGGCCACUCCUCCUAUUGCUGCAGCAGCUGGCUUGUAAAAUGUUACAGAUGUUUCAUUAAUAAAAAGUAAAAACUUUGACUAUGUA